UCAAGCUCAAGGAUAGAAUUGAUAGAGUUGGGAUUGAUAUGCCAACCAUAGAAGUAAGGUUUGAGAAUCUGAAUAUAGAGGCGGAUGCAUAUGUGGGAAGUAGAGCUUUGCCUACUUUCAUCAACUUCACUACUAACUUCAUCGAGGAUUUGCUGAACGCACUUCACAUAAUCAAAACCAAAAAGAGGAAAUUCACUAUCCUCAAUGACGUCAGUGGGAUCGUGAAGCCCAGCAGGAUGACGUUGCUGCUGGGGCCGCCGGGCUCCGGAAAGACGACGCUGCUGCUGGCAAUGGCCGGAAAGCUCGAUAAAGACCUGCGGGUGAGCGGGAAGAUGACGUACAAUGGCCAUGAGCUAAACGAGUUUGUGCCACAGAGAACAGCUUCUUAUAUUAGCCAACAUGAUCUCCAUAUCGGCGAAAUGACCGUUAGAGAAACGUUGGAAUUCUCUGCCAGGUGUCAGGGCGUUGGUUCCCGUUAUGAAAUGUUAGCAGAGUUGUCUAGGAGAGAAAAGGCUGCUAACAUCAAGCCAGAUCCUGAUCUGGAUGUCUUCAUGAAGGCAGCAGCAACAGAAGGGCAAGAAGCCAAUGUUGUCACCGAUUACAUUCUCAAGGUAAGCAUUUGGAUUGAUGAACAAGAAAACAAAAACUACUAAUAAUUUGUGCAGAUCGAUGAGAGAAAAAUGAAAGCAAAUACAUGGACUAAUGUAGUUUGACUUUAUCUGUUUGUAAUGGCAGAUUCUGGGACUGGACACAUGUGCAGAUACGAUGGUGGGAGACGAAAUGCUAAGAGGGAUAUCCGGCGGACAGAAGAAGCGAGUGACGACCGGAGAAAUGAUCGUCGGGCCGGCAAAGGCUCUCUUCAUGGACGAAAUAUCCACCGGACUGGACAGCUCCACGACCUACUCCAUCGUGAACUCGCUCAAGCAAUACGUCCACAUUCUCAAGGGCACCACCGUCAUUUCUCUGCUCCAGCCGGCCCCUGAGACCUAUAACCUGUUCGACGAUAUCAUCCUGUUGUCCGAUGGCUACGUUGUUUACAACGGCCCUCGCGAAACUGUGAUCGAUUUCUUUGAAUCCAUGGGGUUCCAGUGCCCUGACAGGAAAGGCGUUGCUGAUUUCUUGCAAGAGGUCACAUCAAAAAAGGAUCAACACCAAUAUUGGAUGCGCAGAGAUGAACCUUACAGGUUCAUUACAUCAAAGGAAUUUGCAGAGGCAUAUCAAUCUUUCAAUGUCGGAAGGGAAGUGGCAGAGGAACUGUCAGUCCCAUUCGACAAGAGCAAAAGCCAUCCGGCCGCCUUGACGACUCAAAUGUAUGGCAUAGGAAAGCUACAACUCCUAAAAGUAUGCACACAGAGAGAGUUUUUGCUCAUGAAGAGAAAUUCAUUCGCUUAUAACUUCAAAUUCUUCCAGCUGAUGGUGAUGGCUUUGAUUACAAUGACCAUGUUUUUCCGUACUAAGAUGAGCAAAGACAAUGAGACUGAUGGAGGGAUAUAUAGUGGUGCCCUAUUCUUUGGUGUGAUUAUGAUUAUGUUUAAUGGCAUGUCUGAGACUCCCAUGACGAUUUUCAAGUUACCUGUGUUCUACAAGCAGAGGGACCUCCUAUUUUUUCCUCCAUGGGCAUAUGCUCUCCCUUCCUGGAUUCUUAAAGUUCCCAUUACGUUAAUAGAAGUCAGUGUCUGGGUGUUUCUCACUUAUUAUGUCAUCGGAUUUGAUCCUAACGUCGGCAGAUUGUUCAAACAAUUCUUGUUACUAGUGAUGGUAAACCAGAUGGCUUCAGGAUUGUUCCGAUUUAUUUCAUCCGUUGCUAGAACUAUGGGAGUUGCAAUGACAUUUGGAUCCUUUGCAGUUCUUCUCCAAGUUGCUCUAGGAGGUUUUAUCCUUGCACGAGAGGAUGUGAAGAAAUGGUGGAUUUGGAUGUACUGGUCUUCCCCAUUAAUGUAUUCACAGAAUGCAAUCCUUGUGAAUGAAUUUAAGGGGCAUAGCUGGAGAAAAAACGCAACGUCUAGCACAGGAAUACUUGGAGAUGUUGUCGUGGAAUCCAGAGGAUUUUUCGCUGAAGCAAAAUGGUAUUGGAUCGGUCUGGGAGCACUUCUUGGAUACACAAUCGUUUUCAACAUAUGUUACAUGUUGGGGCUCCAGUAUCUUAAUCCAUAUGGUAAACCUCAAGCCAAUGUAUCCGAUGAUAAUGAAAAUGGAGAGACGAGUAUUGUAUACUCAUCAAACUCUUUGGACCAAACCGCUGCUAAUGGAGUUACAGAGACUAAGAAAAAAGGAAUGGUCCUUCCAUUUGAACCAUAUUCGUUGACGUUUGACAAUGUUGUAUACUCUGUUGACAUGCCACGGGAAAUGAAAGAGCAAGGUACUUCUGAGGAUAAAUUGGUAUUGUUGAAGGGUGUAAGUGGAGCCUUUAGGCCUGGUGUUCUUACAGCUUUGAUGGGUGUUAGUGGGGCUGGAAAAACAACCUUGAUGGAUGUGUUGGCAGGAAGAAAAACUGGUGGAUAUAUAGAAGGUGACAUAAAAAUUUCUGGUUAUCAAAAGAAACAAGAAACAUUUUCCCGUAUCUCAGGGUAUUGUGAGCAGAAUGACAUACACUCUCCUUUUGUUACUGUUUAUGAGUCCCUGGUCUACUCAGCAUGGCUACGUUUACCAGAUAGCGUUGAUUCUAAAACCAGAAUGAUGUUUGUGGAUGAAGUUAUGGAAUUAGUUGAGCUAGUCCCAUUGAAAUCUGCCCUUGUUGGGCUUCCUGGAGUUAAUGGUCUCUCAACGGAGCAACGCAAAAGACUCACAAUUGCAGUUGAGUUAGUGGCAAACCCAUCUAUUAUCUUCAUGGAUGAGCCAACUUCAGGACUUGAUGCUAGGGCAGCUGCCAUUGUGAUGAGAACUGUGAGGAACACCGUUGACACUGGAAGAACAGUUGUUUGCACCAUCCAUCAACCUAGCAUUGACAUUUUUGAAGCUUUUGACGAGUUAUUCUUAAUGAAACGAGGCGGACAAGAGAUUUAUGUUGGACCAUUGGGACACCAUUCAUCUCAUUUGAUCAAAUACUUUGAGUCUAUGAAUGGAGUUUCAAAAAUAAAGGGUGGCUACAAUCCGGCAACUUGGAUGCUGGAAGUGACUAGUUCAUCUCAAGAAGUAGCACUUGGUGUCGAUUUUGCUGAGGUGUACAAGAACUCAGACCUAUUUAAGAGCAAUAAAUCAUUGAUUUUAGAGCUAAGUACACCUCUCCCCGGGAGCAAAGACUUAUACUUCCCUACUCAGUUCUCCCAAAGUUUCUGGAGCCAAUGUAUGGCUUGCCUUUGGAAGCAACACUUGUCGUAUUGGCGCAACACAUCUUACACUGCAGUGAGGUUUCUCUUCACAACACUUAUAGCUGUUACAUUCGGAACCAUAUUUUGGAACCUUGGUACCAAAACUAAACGGAGACAAGAUCUGAUGAAUGCCAUGGGAUCCAUGUAUUCUGCGGUGUUAUUCCUCGGUGUGCAAAACUCUUCAUCAGUCCAACCUGUGGUAUCAGUCGAACGUACUGUCUUCUAUAGGGAGAAGGCUGCUGGAAUGUUUUCUGCCCUACCAUAUGCCUUUGCACAAGUGGCUAUUGAAAUCCCAUAUGUAUUUAUGCAAUCAUCUGUAUAUGGCUUGGUUGUUUAUGCAAUGAUCGGGUUUGAAUGGAAUGCGGGAAAAUUCUUCUGGUACUUGUUCAUGAUGUUUUUCACAUUGUUAUACUUCACGUACUAUGGGAUGAUGUCUGUGGCCAUCACUCCCAACCAAAAUGUGGCAUCCAUUGUCUCUGCUUUCUUUUAUGGAGUUUGGAAUCUCUUCUCAGGAUUCAUAGUUCCAAGACCGAGGAUGCCUAUCUGGUGGAGAUGGUACUUCUGGGCAUGCCCAGUUUCGUGGACUUUAUAUGGAUUGAUUGCAUCCCAAUUUGGAGACCUCGAGGAUAUAGUGGUUGAUGCAGACAACUUGCCUGUGAAGAAUUUCUUGGAUUCUAACUUUGGGUUUAAACAUAGUUUCUUGGGAGUGAUUGCAGCAGUGAUGAUUGCAUUCCCUACUAUGUUUGCUGUCACCUUUGCGUAUGCGAUCAAGGUGUUUAACUUCCAAAAAAGAUAGAACAAUGCAACAAAGUUCAUUUGAGCAUUAGUGGUAUAGCUUAGCAGUACUAUUGUGUCUAUGGCGGGACACUCCAUGAAUUUACUUCUCAUUAUUUUGUUUUCCAUUUGAUGUUUUGUAAAAAGAGAUUUAAUACUACGUAUAAUUUUUUCUUCUUAUUUUAGCAAAUAUAUUACAAAAGCAGUUAGAUCUUAUCCACACUUGAUCCACUUUCACUUUUUGUAUCACUUAUUAUUAAU
This is a messenger RNA of Cuscuta epithymum, 4343 nucleotides long. NCBI's taxonomy places the organism in Eukaryota, Viridiplantae, Streptophyta, Magnoliopsida, Solanales, Convolvulaceae. The record is from the annotation of a GenBank genome assembly.